Molecule: messenger RNA, 1023 nt
Organism: Uranotaenia lowii
Lineage: Eukaryota; Metazoa; Arthropoda; Insecta; Diptera; Culicidae
Exons: 1
Coding region: 1-1023 (340 amino acids)
Biological process (GO): DNA integration
Molecular function (GO): nucleic acid binding
Source: RefSeq, a predicted model, not a curated record
AUGGAUCAAAACAUUGAGCAAUUCGUAAAAUCCUGUCGCGGUUGCACUUUAGUUUCCGCACCUGGUCCACCAGAACCAAUGGUCCGAAAGGAGCUCCCAUCGCGACCAUGGGAACAAAUCGCUGUGGAUUUUUUGGGACCGCUCCCAGACGGUGAGAGUCUGUUCGUUUGUGUUGACUUCUAUAGUAGAUAUCUGGAAGUAGUGGAAAUGCAAGACAUCACAACAACAUCCACAAUUGAGCAGUUGCUUAUUAUAUUUUCUCGAUAUGGACUGCCAGUGGUCUUGAGAGCAGAUAAUGGACCCCAAUUCAUUUCUGAGGAAUUCCGCCUAUUUUGUGAAGAACAAGGGAUUAGGCUCGAGAGUACUAUUCCGUACUGGCCCCAAAUGAAUGGGGAGGUAGAGCGUCAGAAUCGCUCUAUUCUCAAACGGCUACGUAUUGCGCAAGAGCUUGGAAAAAAUUGGCGGAAGGAGCUGCGUCAAUAUUUGUUAACCUAUCAUUCUGCGAUACACCCAACUACAGGAAAGUCCCCAUCAGAACUGAUGUUCGGACGGCGGUUACGUACCAAGUUACCCUGUAUUCCUAUGGAGGUUUGCGAAGAUGAAGAAGUCAGAGAUCAGGAUCGAAUCCAAAAAGAAAAGGGUAGGCUGUAUGCUGAUCGUAGCAGAAAAGCAAGAUUGAGUAGCAUCGAUAUUGGUGAUUUUGUGCUAGCGAAGCGAACUAGGAAGGAUAAUAAACUUUCCUCCGAUUUUUCUCCUGAAGAGUUCAAGGUUACAAAAAGACAAGGAACUGACGUUACGAUAAGAUCGACUACUUCCGGAAAAGAGUUCAGGAGAAGUGUAGCCCAUCUUAAACGCAUAUCACCUCAGCCUGAAGCUAAGGAUCCUUCCGAUGAAAGCUUGGAUGAAAAUCAAGAUGAUUCUAAUCCGAUUACAUCACCAGAUUCUCAUGAAGUUCCUCUUAAUGAACGAUCUAGAAGGACAAAGGUUGAAUCUAGCCGAUUGAAGGAUUUUGUGACAUAUUGA